Grammomys surdaster is the source of this 4053-nucleotide messenger RNA. RefSeq names its product zinc finger protein 883-like. Gene Ontology annotation, molecular function: RNA polymerase II cis-regulatory region sequence-specific DNA binding; DNA-binding transcription factor activity, RNA polymerase II-specific. The record is from RefSeq and is a predicted model, not a curated record. Gene Ontology annotation, biological process: regulation of DNA-templated transcription. Bases 219 to 2270 code for a protein of 683 amino acids. NCBI's taxonomy places the organism in Eukaryota, Metazoa, Chordata, Mammalia, Rodentia, Muridae. The transcript is spliced from 6 exons.
CUGAGUCUCCAAAAGAAUAACAGGGCUACAGACUGGCAAUUCAUUGUUCCAAAAAGAAAAACUCAAAGAAGAGAAAUGGAAAGAAAUGGAUAAUUCUCCAGUAAACAUGUCCCAGGGCUUAUACUUUUCAGCCACACCUGCUCAUCAUUGAAGUGUCCUGGAAGGAGGAGAGAAAGGCAACAGUAGCAAAGGAUCCAGAAGGGGCCCAGUCAUUGUUCAUGAAACAGAAACUCAGAGCAGAGCAACAGGAAGAAAUGGCUGCUUCUCCAGUAAGUACAUCCCAGGGUCUGUUGACAUUCGGGGAUGUGGCUUUGGACUUCUCCCAGGAUGAGUGGGAAUACCUGAACUCUGCUCAGAGGGCUUUGUACAUUGAUGUGAUGUUGGAGAAUUACAUCAACCUGGUCUCUGUCGAGAAGCACCACAUGUGUGGUAAAUAUGAGAAGGUCUUGGAUCAACACUCAGAGCAUAUAGUCCGUCAACAUGGGAAUAUCCAAGAGAAGUCUUACAAAUAUAAGGAGCUUGGCAAAAUGAUUCAUGAGUCCUCUCCAUGUACACCUUAUAACACAGGUGGUACUGCAGAAAACUGCAACAAGUACAGAUGUAACAACCAGGAUGCUUCCAUUGAAUCAUCAAACCUAAACAGACAUAAAAGUGUACAUACUGGAGAAGAACUUUUCAAAUAUAAAGAGUGUGGCAAAUGUUUAUGUUCCAACGUUAGUCCAAAUCAGAGUAUCCACUCUAUAAAGAUGGAGCACAAGUAUAGAGAAAAUGAUAAGCUUUGGGGUUCUACCCACAGACUUGUACAGCCAAGGACUCAUAGUGGAGAGAAAGCACACAAUUAUGGGACAUUCUUUAGGAGUUGCUCAAGCCUCAGUUCACAUCAGAGACUUCACACUGGAGAGAAACCAUGGAAAUGUAAAGAAUGUGGUAAGUCCUUUAAGUGGUUGUCUCACCUUAAAACCCAUUGCAGAAUCCAUACUGGAGAGAAACCUUACAAAUGUAAUGAAUGUGAUAAAGGCUUUUCCAGGUUAUCUAGACUUAAAAGCCAUUAUAGAACCCAUACUGGAGAGAAACCUUACAAAUGCAAGGAAUGUGGUAAGUGCUUUGCUCGGUUGUCAAGACUUAAAAGCCAUUAUAGAAUCCAUACAGGAGAGAAACCUUACAAGUGUAAGGAAUGUGGCAAAUCUUUUACCCAUUGCACAGGUCUUAGUACACAUCAGAAAAUUCAUACUGGGCAGAAACCUCACAAAUGCAAAGACUGUGGUAAAUCCUUUUAUCUGUUGUCAACACUUAAAGAACAUUUUAGAGUCCACACUAGAGAGAAACCUUACAAGUGCAAAGAAUGUGGUAAGUUCUUCCAUUGGUUGUCAGGCCUUAAAAGCCACUACAGAAUCCACACUGGAGAGACACCUUACAAAUGUAAGGAAUGUGACAAGUCAUUUUCUCAGUUAUCAAGACUUAAAAGCCAUUAUAGAACCCAUACUGGAGAGAAAUCUUGCAAAUGUUUAGAAUGUGACAAAUAUUUUACCCAAUGCACAGCUCUUAAAAGACAUCAGAAAAUUCAUACCGAUGAAAAACCCUACAAAUGUGAAGAGUGCAGCAAAUGUUUUUAUGUGUUGUCUCACCUAAAAAGCCACUGCAGAACCCAUACUGGAGAGAAACCUUACAAAUGUGAGGAAUGUGGCAAGUGUUUUUCUCAGUUGUCAAAACUUAAAAACCAUUAUAGAAUCCACACAGGAGAGAAACCUUACAAGUGUAAGGAAUGCGACAAAUCCUUUACCCACUGCACAGCUCUUAGUACACAUCAGAAAAUUCAUACUGGAGAGAAACCCUACUCAUGCAAAGACUGUGGUAAAUCCUUUUAUCUGUUGUCAAGACUUAAAGAACAUUACAGAGUCCACACUGGAGAGAAACCGUACAAUUGCAAGGAAUGUGGUAAGUUCUUCCAUUGGUUGUCAAACCUUAAAAGACAUUCCAGAAUUCACACUGGAGAGAAACCUUACAAAUGUGGAGAAUGUGACAAAUCAUUUACCCACUGCUCAAGUCUUAAAGCUCAUCAGAAAAUUCAUGCUGGGGUGAAACCCUACAAAUGUGAAGAGUGUGGCAAGUCUUUUUAUUGGUUGUCAAACCUUAAAACCCAUUCCAGAAUCCACACUGGAGAGAAACCUUACAAAUGUGGUGAAUGUGAGAAAUCCUUUACCCAGCGUUCUCUUCUCACAAAGCACAACAGGAUCCAUAUUGGAGGAAAACAUGGACAUAGAAACGUGUGAGAACUUUUGAUGAAUGAUUAAAUCAUAGAAAAUACCAAGAGCUUAUACUAGUUCAUGAGGAUAAAAUGUAAUCAGAAAAGUCAAACCAGAAAGAAACCACAAGAGUGUUCACUGUUGUGAACUCCUCAUGUCUUGUGCAUUAGAAAUUCCAUGCUAGAAAACCCAUGAUAUGCAUUGGUUUUUGUCAAAUCCUUUACCUAGUGUUAAAAUUGUAGAUACAUCUGAAAACUCAUCCUGAAGGAAAACCCAAGAAACUCCUUUAGUAAAGACUCCUCUUUUUCUUACCUUCAAUAUAAUCAUUUAGGAGUCAAACCAUACAGACAGCAAGAGCAUGAGAAACAUUAAAGAAAUAACUUGUGGGUGUGAUACAUGUACAUACAUAGCCAGGAAAUCCCAAAGAAUGUGCAGGGAAAAUAAUUUUUCAGUACUCAAGAAAAUUGGAAAAGUAUUUAUCCAACUGAAAAGCACCGUGAUUCAUAUAGAAACACUGAGACACAACAGACAUUAGCCAAACAACUGUAUUGCAAAGAAGGAAACCAAAUGCAUAAGGGAAUUUGUUGUGUACUUGAAUGGAGGAGGAUAUUUCUAUUUGAGUAAAUAUAAAAUUCAUAUUAACAUGUGGGUAAUGCCACUACUGAAAUUUGAUGAAAUGUAAACACAGUAGGUUUUUUUCACACUCAGAUACAUCCAUGCUGUCUUGCUUACAGAUGAGUUUAUGAUAAUGUCUAUCAAUUGUUGCUGCUUCAGAGCUGAUAAAUCUGAGACAGGAGUGAUGAAGUGAGGUAGCUAAUGACUGGUUGCUAAUCAUCUGGUGACUCCAACCAUCUAGGCAGACUCAUGAUGGCAAAUUCAGAUUCUCCCUGGGUCCAAUCUUCAUGCAGGUACUGCACAGACCAAGGCCUUGAUGACCUUUUGAGAACUACACUAGUUUAUGACAGUGUUCCAGUCCCAGAGAGAAUUCUGUCAUUGUGUGCCUGUGAAGACCACUUUUUUUUAAACCACUUAUCCCCAAUUGUUUUCUUCAUUGGAUCGCUAUGUAAAACUCAACCUUUGCAACCUGAGCAGAAUCCUGUCUUGGAAUCCCUUUGGUUUCAGGAGUUAUUCUUCACCUUCAUUUGUAACACAUGGUGCUUGAAGUGCCCUACUCUGUUGGAGUUCAGUUUUCUUUGUGUGGGCAGAAUUCUGAGAUCAUGGCAGCUUACAGGCACUGGAGCUUGAGGCCUGCUGCUCCUAGCAGUCUACUCUCAUAAGGUGUCAUCAACAUCAGUUGGUCCAUGAAGAAUUAGUAGUCUACACAAGCUUCAAUACUGUAACACAAAUGGAGCUGAGCUUUAAUUUGCGGAAGGAGGAACACACAUGAGGUAAGUAUGCUAAGCAAUAGGAAAAGAAAAGGGCUAUCCUAGCUUUCAAUUGGCAGAGGCAGGGGGAUCUUAAUAGCAUAUUAUAGAAAUAUCUGAAAAAAAAUGAUAAACCCAGAGAACUGUUGAUCUCUGUUGGGAUUUCUUCAAUAAAGUUUAUGUGAAAAAAAUAGAGAUAUCAGAUGAAAGUAAAAUCUAAUAUUUGAGAAUAUAUAGUUGUGUUGAACAAUGUACACCAUGAAACUCACACCUUUGCUUUUUUUUUAAAAUGGUCAAUAAUAACUGUAGGUUUCCAAAUGUUAGUAAAGUAACAUUCUUCCUACUAUUAUCUGCAGUUUUCAUAAAACCAUAUGUAUUUUUGAAAUGUUCUACAACUCUAUGUAAGGUGAUUUUUUUAAAAAAAUAAAUAAAACAUCUGUGUUUAA